This is a messenger RNA of Callorhinchus milii (elephant shark), 3248 nucleotides long. It is a transcript of the gene cul4b, whose product is annotated as cullin 4B. Gene Ontology annotation, biological process: ubiquitin-dependent protein catabolic process; protein ubiquitination; DNA damage response. Gene Ontology annotation, molecular function: ubiquitin protein ligase binding. Gene Ontology annotation, cellular component: Cul4B-RING E3 ubiquitin ligase complex. The record is from RefSeq and is a predicted model, not a curated record. NCBI's taxonomy places the organism in Eukaryota, Metazoa, Chordata, Chondrichthyes, Chimaeriformes, Callorhinchidae.
GCGGCGGUUUUUUUGAUGUUUCGAACGGGCCUCCCGUCUCCAAAUUCGCCGCAGGAGGUGCGACAGCAGGCCGAUGUCGGCCCGAGGAAGCGAAAGUUAGCCGAGGCAGAGGCAGGCGAGUUCGAGCCCCAGCCCGAAGCCCAGCUCCAGCACCUUCCCUUCGCCAGGCCCGCCGCCUCGUCCGCCGCCGCCGCCGCCCACCACCACCACCACCUCCACCACCACCACGUCCCCCACAAGAAAGUCAAGUUCGACGACGACUCGCUGGACUUUAUCGGACUCGAUGCGAUGGCCGAGGAGGCGGCCCAGAGGAAAAGCGGCUGCUCCGUCCUGACGGGCGUGCACGCCAACGGGCUGACCAAAUCCUCCACGUUCGCCAACAGUAAACCGGGGACGGCCAAAAAACUAGUCAUAAAAAAUUUUGCAGAUAAACCUAAAUUGCCUGAUAAUUACACCAACGAGACUUGGCAGAAACUGAAAGAAGCGGUGGAAGCAAUUCAGAACAGUACUUCAAUCAAAUAUAAUUUGGAGGAGCUUUAUCAGGCUGUUGAGAAUCUCUGCUCCUACAAAGUAUCAGCAAAUUUAUACAAGCAGUUGAGGCAGGUCUGUGAGGAUCACAUCAAAGCUCAAAUUCACCAAUUCAGAGAGGAUUCCUUAGAUAGUGUCCUGUUUCUAAAGAAGAUAGAUAAAUGCUGGCAGGAUCACUGCAGACAAAUGAUCAUGAUUAGGAGUAUCUUCUUGUUUCUGGAUAGAACUUAUGUUCUGCAGAAUUCAAUGCUUCCAUCCAUUUGGGAUAUGGGUUUGGAAUUAUUCAGAUGCCACGUAAUAAGUGAUCGGAAGGUUCAAAAUAAGACUAUUGAUGGUAUUCUUCUGUUAAUUGAGAGGGAGCGAAAUGGUGAAGCUAUUGAUCGGAGUUUACUUCGAAGUCUAUUAAGUAUGCUCUCAGAUUUGCAGAUAUAUCAAGAUUCAUUUGAACAAAGGUUUUUGGAGGAGACCAAUCGUCUGUAUGCUGCAGAAGGUCAACGACUAAUGCAGGAACGAGAGGUUCCAGAGUAUUUGCACCAUGUUAAUAAACGUUUAGAGGAAGAAGCAGACCGUGUUAUCACUUACUUAGAUCAAAGCACGCAGAAACCUCUAAUAGCUACUGUGGAAAAACAACUCUUAGGUGAACAUUUACCAGCCAUUCUCCAAAAAGGUUUAAAUAGCCUUUUGGAUGAAAACCGGAUACAGGACCUUUGUCUUCUCUACCAACUUUUUAGUAGGGUUCGAGGUGGGGUACAAGUUCUUUUGCAACACUGGAUUGAAUAUAUAAAGACCUUUGGAAGUACAAUAGUAAUUAAUCCAGAAAAAGAUAAAACAAUGGUUCAAGAACUGUUGGAUUUCAAGGAUAAAGUGGAUCAUGUAGUCGAUGUCUGCUUCCUGAAGAAUGAAAAAUUUGUCAAUGCAAUGAAGGAAGCUUUUGAAACCUUCAUAAACAAACGACCGAACAAACCAGCUGAAUUGAUAGCCAAAUAUGUGGACUCCAAACUUCGAGCCGGAAACAAAGAGGCUACCGAUGAAGAACUUGAAAAGAUGCUGGACAAAAUUAUGAUAAUAUUUAGAUUCAUUUAUGGAAAAGACGUGUUUGAGGCCUUUUACAAGAAAGACUUGGCAAAGAGACUGCUGGUAGGAAAGAGUGCGUCGGUGGAUGCAGAAAAAUCUAUGCUUUCCAAACUGAAACAUGAAUGUGGAGCUGCAUUCACCAGCAAACUGGAAGGAAUGUUCAGAGACAUGGAGCUUUCAAAAGAUAUUAUGAUCCAUUUUAAACAGUACACACAGAAUCAAAACAUCCCAGGCAACCUUGAGCUGACUGUGAACAUACUUACAAUGGGCUACUGGCCUACUUAUGUACCUAUGGAGGUCCAUUUACCCCUGGAGAUGGUGAAACUUCAGGAAGUGUUCAAGGAUUUUUAUCUGGGUAAGCACAGUGGUAGAAAGCUGCAGUGGCAGUCAACGUUGGGGCAUUGUGUGCUGAAAGCAGAAUUUAAAGAGGGUAAGAAAGAGCUCCAGGUGUCACUUUUCCAAACUCUGGUAUUACUCAUGUUUAACGAAGGGGAGGAGUUCAGCUUGGAAGAAAUAAAAGCUGCAACUGGAAUAGAGGACGGAGAGUUGAGAAGAACUUUGCAAUCUUUGGCUUGUGGCAAAGCUCGUGUAUUAGCCAAGACUCCAAAAAGCAAAGAUGUCGAAGACUGUGAUAAGUUCACCUGCAAUGAUGAUUUCAAGCACAAGUUGUUCAGGAUCAAGAUUAAUCAGAUCCAGAUGAAAGAAACGGUGGAAGAACAGGCCAGUACCACUGAGAGAGUAUUCCAAGACAGGCAGUAUCAGAUUGAUGCUGCCAUUGUUCGAAUCAUGAAAAUGAGAAAAACUCUGAGCCACAACCUUCUUGUAUCAGAAGUGUACAAUCAGCUGAAGUUUCCAGUCAAGCCCGCUGAUCUGAAGAAAAGAAUAGAAUCUUUAAUUGACAGGGACUACAUGGAGAGAGACAAAGAAAAUACCAACCAGUACAACUAUGUGGCAUAGAACUAGAGGAAGAAACGCUUCACUUAUUACUACCACGUUGAUCCCAGGAAAUGAGUUUUUCCGCCUGUAUUGCCCAGAAAUGUAUGGAGAGUGGCGAUGCUGAAAUGACUGGGUGAGAACCUCUCUGAAGGCAAACUGGUCCAUCUGGAGCUUUGAGAAUCUCUGAGAAUAUUGAUGGACUUCCACACGUUUCUGAGGUAGCAAUGGACAACCAAAACAGUGUAGCCUCUCCUUUAAACUAACUUUUGAUUUUUAAAACUAUAUAAUUGCGAGGAACAGACACCACGCAGAACUGCACCUCAUCGUUUUUACCUUGAUGAUAGCCACAUCAUCACUGAACAAUUUUAUUUGAGUUGCGUCCGUCUUAUUUUGGAUUUUGUUUAUUUCCUCAUCCUUUUGUAAACUAGCACGAGAAGUCGGCAGGCGUUUUGGCACCAUUUGUCAUCCCACAUCUUGUUGUUCUUCACAUUUGAAACAGCUGCAAGGCAAGACAGAAUUGCUCACUGUUUCUGAAAUUUUGUUUUAACAUUGAUUUUAGUAUUGUGAAGAGUAAUGGUAUUGACUCUUAGUUGCAAACAUUAUCUUUUGUUUUAAUUCGCAAAUGUGGAUUCUGUUCGAAUUUUGCCAGCCUUUCUUGACAACUAAAGGAGGUGCCAAAGUGGAAUGUGGAUAUAAAAUAUUGUGUGUAA